AUGGUGCAAGCUUCUGUUCCGGCUUCUCCAAGGGAGAGUGUGAUAGUUGUGAUGGAUGCUAACAGGAGUAAAGGAAGCAUGGAUGCACUAGACUGGGCUCUCAAAAGUGUCGUUCGCCGGCAAGAUACUGUGAUUGUUCUUGGAGUUUCAUGUGCUUUUGGAAAGAAGAAUUCUUGUUUUCCUUUGAACAUGGGCAUUAGCAUCUCUGCAAUAUGGGAAAGAUUGGAGUUCUCAAGCCAGGGGCAAGGAGAAGCUAGACCGAAAGAGCUUGGGGAAGAAAUCGAGAGAAAAAAGAAACAAUAUCAGAAUAACCUUCAACCAUUCUACAGACUAUGUAGAAAGAAUGAGGUGAACAUGGAAGUUAAACUUGCUUUUGGAUUUUGUCCUGAGAAAAUAGCAGUUGAGCAAGCUCAAAACUCCAAUCCUCGUUGGAUUGUAUUAGACAGCAACUUAAAGAAACACAAGGUAAUCAUAUAUGCACAUGUUGGAUGCAACAUUGCUGUAAUGAAUGGGAAAGAUGUAGCGACUUUGACACCAUCAAGAGCUCCCCCGCCUGGAAAUUGCACACCAACGGAUGAUACUACUUACACCACAAACCAAACUGCGGACAAUCAGGAUGGUUUUGCUCCUUCUCAAGACGGAGAGUCGUCAGCACGACCUCAAAGUCCUUGUUGGUAUCCGCUGUCAUGGAGAAAUGGAUUUCCUGGAGCAUUUACUCAAACGGAGCUUGAAGAGAUCACAAAUGAUUUCUCAGAAGAUAAUCUUAUUCGAGUUGAGGAUAACAUAAAGGUUUAUGAGGGGAUAUUUCAGGAAACUCCUGUUGUAAUCAUGUCUUUUCCAGAAAGUGAUGAGCGCUUCUGGACAAUGCUGAAGAUCCUUUCCCGAGUACGCCAUCGGAAUAUAGCAAACCUUGUCGGAUUCUGCUGCACAGGAACUUCACUUUUCUUGCUUUUUGACUACCCCUGCUUAGGAACUCUUGAACUAAAUUUGCUGAAUGACAACUUAGCUAGGAACCUGCCUUGGAAAGCAAGGUGGUAUAUUGCAGUGGAAAUAGGUGGUAGCUUGCGCUAUCUGCAUGAAGAGUGUGUUGAUGGAGGAGCCAUUGUUCACCUCUCUGUUUGUUCCCCUCAUGUUUUUUUCUCUAAUGGUUGCUCUAGUAUGCUAACUGUUUGCCUUCCAUUGCCAUUCAAGCUCUCCAACUUCACAACUGCUAGGUGGCUCGAUCAAGAUAAUGCUCCAAGCAAUGAAGAUACUGUAGCUGAGAAUGCAAAUCUAGAAGAAGAUGAUGUACGUGGUUAUGGGAUGUUACUGAUUGAGCUCAUAAGCGGCAAGAGUGCUCGUUUGCAUCGAAAUGAGAGCGGAGGACAAAGCUUGAUUCAAUGGGCACUGCCACUUCUUGAAAAUGGUCAGAUAAGUGAAGUGUUAGAUCCUAGACUGGAGGAUAACGCUGACAUUAGGGUGGCUUAUCAUAUGGUCAAGGCUGCUUUACUUUGCUUGAGAAGUGAUGCAGAUCACAGGAUUUCUAUGAGUGAGGUCUUAGCUGUGGUUCGAGGUGAUCAGCUUGCCACGGCUAAAUGCUAA
Messenger RNA from Hevea brasiliensis (rubber tree), 1581 nucleotides. Its product is annotated as probable receptor-like protein kinase At1g80640. Gene Ontology annotation, biological process: protein phosphorylation. NCBI's taxonomy places the organism in Eukaryota, Viridiplantae, Streptophyta, Magnoliopsida, Malpighiales, Euphorbiaceae. The coding region runs from base 1 to 1581 and encodes 526 amino acids. Gene Ontology annotation, molecular function: protein kinase activity; ATP binding. Gene Ontology annotation, cellular component: plasma membrane. The transcript has 9 exons. The record is from RefSeq and is a predicted model, not a curated record.